AUGCCGAUACAAACUUCCAUUACCACAUGGGCAUUUGAAGGGAGUGCCAGUGUUUUCAAACUUGAAAAAAUAGUCCAGUCACAAAUACGAUACUUAAUCCAUACUGACAACGAAUAUUUGGAUAGGAAACUCGACGGAAGUUGUCAGUGUGGUGGCGUCGAAUUCAGCCUCCAGUCGCAAACACCAGUUCCCUACCAACUAUGCGCCUGUAGCAUCUGCCGCAAAGUAGGCGGAUACAUGGGUGCCGUGAAUCUAGGCGGCAUUGCUGACAGUCUGAAAGUGCUCAAGGGCAAAGAUCUUAUCAAAAAGUACCGCGCGAUCAAGGACCGCGGAACCCCAAAUGAGGAACUAUGCUCCUCUGAACGCAAUUUCUGCUCUAAUUGCAGUACCAUGCUCUGGCUAUGGGAUCACCACUGGCCGGAACUGAUCCAUCCAUUUGCAUCGGCUAUUGAUACCGAGCUGCCUACUCCGGAUGAAAUGAUUUGUGUUAUGGCUGGGUCGAAACCUGCAUGGGCUCGAUGGCCCGAGGGGAAGAAGAGUGUGUAUGAGACUUAUAAUGGUGAUGUUAGUAUUGAGGGGUGGCAUAAGCAGCAUGGUCUGUUUGUUGAGUGA
This is a messenger RNA of Penicillium malachiteum, 612 nucleotides long. RefSeq names its product GFA family protein. Lineage: Eukaryota; Fungi; Ascomycota; Eurotiomycetes; Eurotiales; Aspergillaceae. Bases 1 to 612 code for a protein of 203 amino acids. The transcript is spliced from 3 exons. The record is from RefSeq and is a predicted model, not a curated record. Gene Ontology annotation, molecular function: carbon-sulfur lyase activity.